Molecule: messenger RNA, 9467 nt
Organism: Phycodurus eques (leafy seadragon)
Lineage: Eukaryota; Metazoa; Chordata; Actinopteri; Syngnathiformes; Syngnathidae
Gene: hipk2
Product: homeodomain interacting protein kinase 2
Exons: 15
Coding region: 285-4001 (1238 amino acids)
Biological process (GO): peptidyl-serine phosphorylation; positive regulation of transcription by RNA polymerase II; intrinsic apoptotic signaling pathway in response to DNA damage by p53 class mediator
Cellular component (GO): PML body; cytoplasm; nucleus
Molecular function (GO): transcription coactivator activity; protein tyrosine kinase activity; ATP binding
Source: RefSeq, a predicted model, not a curated record
CCCGUCCACCAAACUCGCUGACUGCGCUCAGUCAGCCCUCUGCAACUUUUGCAGACUCCUCACUCCACCGACAUGUCGCACAAUAGCUGAAUGUCAAGCUGUCAUCGUGGCUCGUUGCAGACAGCAACGCCCGGGACCAGAUGGGGAAUUCGGAUCAUUUUCCCGCAUGAACCGGGCCAGUAACGCACGAGACCGUCUCUCGUUCAAGAUGGCAGAUUUCGCUUGACUUUUGAGCGGACGUGUCUAUUUAUCGUUUGCCAUGAAUAACAGAAACCCUUGCACCGAUGGCCCCUGUAUACGAAGGUAUGGCCUCGCAAGUGCAAGUGUUCUCCCCUCACACUCUUCAGUCAAGUGCCUUCUUUAGCGUGAAGAAACUGAAGGUGGAGCAGAGUUGCAACUGGGAUAUGACAGGGUACGGCACGCACAGCAAAGUCUACAGCCACAACAGCAAGAACGUGUCGGCCGUGAGCGGCCCCCUCGGAAUUAACAGCUCUCUGCAGGUAGCCGGCUCCACCUUGCCGUACGAGCAGGCGCUCAUCUUCCCAGCAAGUGCGGGCCACAUUGUGGUCGCCUCAGCCAGUAGCACUUCGGGGGGUUUAGGGUCUUUGCUGGGCAGCGGAGGUGGAGGCAGUAACGGCAGCGGAGGGGGUGGCGGUGGCAGCGGUGUCGGGGUUCACAAUCUGACUCGCCGCAGCACAGUCAGUCUCCUGGACACCUACCAACGAUGUGGGCUUAAACGCAAGAGUGAAGAGCUUGACAACAACAGCAGUGUGCAGAUAAUAGAGGAGCACGGUCCACUGAUGAUCCAAAACGGCGCAGCCAGUGGCGCCACGGUGGCUACAGUGGCCACCGCUGCGUCUACGGCAACAUCGAAGAACAGCGGCUCCAACAAUGAGGGGGACUACCAACUGGUGCAGCAUGAGGUGCUCUGCUCCAUGACAAACACGUAUGAAGUGCUGGAAUUCUUGGGACGAGGAACAUUCGGGCAGGUUGUUAAGUGCUGGAAGAGGGGCACCAAUGAGAUUGUGGCAAUCAAGAUUCUAAAAAACCACCCGUCGUACGCACGGCAGGGUCAGAUCGAGGUCAGCAUCCUGGCGCGUCUCAGCACGGAGAGUGCAGAUGAUUUCAACUUUGUGAGGGCCUACGAGUGCUUCCAGCAUAAGAACCACACGUGCCUGGUGUUUGAGAUGCUGGAGCAGAACCUGUACGACUUCCUGAAGCAGAACAAGUUCAGCCCGCUGCCGCUUAAAUACAUCAGACCCGUGUUGCAGCAGGUGGCUACAGCGCUGAUGAAGCUGAAGAGUCUGGGUCUGAUCCACGCUGAUCUGAAGCCGGAAAACAUCAUGCUUGUAGAUCCAUCUCGGCAGCCCUAUAGAGUCAAAGUCAUUGACUUUGGCUCAGCUAGCCAUGUGUCCAAAGCUGUCUGCUCCACUUAUCUACAGUCCAGAUACUACAGAGCUCCGGAAAUCAUCCUGGGCCUGCCGUUCUGCGAGGCGAUAGACAUGUGGUCCCUUGGCUGUGUGAUAGCUGAGCUCUUCUUGGGAUGGCCACUCUAUCCUGGAGCCUCGGAGUACGAUCAGAUCCGGUACAUCUCACAGACUCAGGGUCUGCCUGCAGAAUAUCUGUUGAGCGCAGGGACAAAGACCACCAGGUUCUUCAACAGAGACACAGACUCCACCUAUCCUCUGUGGAGACUGAAGACUCCUGAGGACCAUGAGGGAGAAACAGGGAUCAAGUCCAAGGAGGCGCGCAAGUACAUCUUCAACUGCUUGGAUGAUAUGGCCCAGGUGAACAUGACGUCAGAUCUGGAGGGGAGCGACUUGCUGGCAGAGAAAGCUGACAGGAGGGAGUUCAUCGACUUGUUAACCAAGAUGCUGACCAUUGACGCAGACAAGAGAAUCACACCUAUUGAAACACUCAACCAUCCUUUUGUUACCAUGUCGCAUCUCCUCGAUUUCCCGCACAGCACUCAUGUGAAGUCAUGCUUCCAGAAUAUGGAGAUCUGUAAGCGCCGCGUCAACAUGUACGACACGGUCAACCAGAGCAAGACGCCCUUCAUCGCCCACGUGGCCCCCAGCACCUCCACCAACCUCACCAUGACCUUCAACAACCAGCUCAACACUGUGCACAGCCAGGCCACCAACCUGGCUCCCUCCUCCACCAACAAUUCCACCCUUUCCUUUGCAAGUCCCGAUGUCUCCAUACUAAACUACCAAUCUGCACUCUACCAGCCCUCCGCUGCCUCCAUGGCAGCUGUGGCCCAGAGGAGCGUGCCCCUGCAGACGGGGGCUCCUCAGCUCUGCGCUGCCCGGCCCGAUCCCUUCCAGCAGGCGCUCAUCGUCUGUCCUCCUGGCUUCCAAGGACUGCAGGCAUCGCCUUCCAAGCACAACGGUUUCUCCAUGCGGAUGGAGAAUGCUGUUCCCAUAGUGACACAGGCCCCCGGCGCCCAGCCUCUGCAGAUCCAACCGGGCCUCCUUACUCAGCAGGCUUGGCCCAGCGGCACCCAGCAGAUCCUGCUGCCUCCAGCCUGGCAGCAGCUCACUCACAGCUCCGUUCAGCAUGCCGCCGUCAUCCCCGACUCCAUGAGCAGCGCACAGCCUCUCAGCAACUGGAGGAAUUCCCACCCUCAUGGCAGCCAUUACAAUCCCAUCAUGCAGCAGCCAGCCUUGUUGGCUGGCCACGUCACUCUCCCAUCCAACCAGACGCUCAAUGUUGGAGUGGCACAUGUUAUGAGGCAACCGUCGUCCAAUAAUAACUCCUCUUCCAAAAAGAACAAACAGCACCAGAAUUCUGCCAGGAACACUUCAGCCUAUGAAGUGUCGUCCACGCAGCCAGUGCUUUCGCCGCAGCGCUCCAAGAGGGUGAAAGAGAACACGCCCCCGCGAUGCGCCGUGCUCCACAGCAGCUCAGCCUCCAUUUGCCCUCCCCCGCAGGGCUGCGGGGGAGGCGGUUGGGGGACUAUUUCGGCCGAGCAAGCUUCCAGCACCACCCGCAGCCAUCCACACCAGCAGCACGUCCCCAGACAGACCAUCAUCAUCCCUGACACGCCCAGCCCUGCGGUCAGCAUCAUCACCAUCAGCAGUGACACAGAUGAGGAAGACAACCACAAACAUAACAAUGGCUCAUCUUUGAAGCAAAGGAAGAAUGUGAUCAGCUGUGUGACUGUCCACGAUUCACCUGACAUCGACUGUUCCAGCAACAACAGCCCUUACACUGUGGAAUCUAGACGCGCCCAUAACAACAGCGGCUUUGACACAAAGACUACCGUCCUAGACAACUACAACAACGGCAACCCACGCACAAUCAUCAUCCCCCCUCUCAAAACCCUGACCAGUGAGGCGGUGAAUGAGUGUGAACGCUUGAUGCCGGGUAACACAUCAAAUACAAUGAACCAUCAGAAUUCCGCUUACAAGUUCAAAUCCUCCAAUGGAGUGGUUUCGGGCAAUACUCACAUCCCAGGUGGUGUGACUGCAUCGUACAGACAGCAGCGCUCAGGGCCGCACUCCCUCCAGCAGCAGCCUCUUAAUCUCAGCCAGGCCCAGCAGCACAUGGUAGCAGACCGAAAUGGAGGUCAUCGCCGCCAGCAAGCUUACAUUACCCCCACCAUCGCCGCUCAGGCCCCAUACUCCUUCCAUCACAACAGCCCCUCUCACACGGGCAACGUGCAUCCCCACUUGGCUGCCGCGCAUCUCUCCAGCCAGCCCCACCUCUACACCUACACAGCCCCCACCGCUUUGGGCUCCGGCGGCACAGUGGCUCACCUGGUGGCGUCACAGGGCUCGGCACACCACACGGUCCAGCACGGGAGCUAUCCGCCAAGCAUUGUCCACCAGGUUCCGGUCAGCAUGGGACACCACGUACUGCCCUCACCGACACUGCACCACAGCCAGUACCAGGCCCAGUUUGCCCACCAGGCCUACAUCAGCGCCUCGCCUGCUUCCACUGUCUACACUGGAUACCCACUGAGCCCCACCAAGGUCAACCAGUACCCUUACCUCUAGAGAAGACACUGGAGAGGCUGACCUGGCACUGCUGCUUCCACACACCAACCACCCUUAGCCCCAUCAACGCCCUACAUAGCCUCAACCUCACUUGUGAACAGAGACAGAGGACUUUGCAAUCCUCAUCCAACUGCCCCAUAUGACUUGAAGGUAUGAUGGAGAAAAAAAAGAAGGAAAAAAAAAACAUCCACCGUCGUUCUCGAAGGGAAACACAGGAGUUGGAUUAGAGCAUCGCAUUUCAAGGUGAUUUCUUUGGAUUGUUUUUGUCUGAAAAGGGCCAUCUUAGCUUUUGUUUGAUUUGUUUUUGUUUUACCUUGAGGAAAGUCAUGUCUCAUUAGUGUUACACAACUUAACUGUGGGAAGGGACUGCUGAACAGGGGUUACAGACUGGAAGUUCGGAAUCCCAAGAUCAUUUGGGAGAAGGUGAAAUACGGAAACCUGCUGCUCUUCAAAGAUACAAAAAAAAAUAUCGAUGGCCUUGAACUGUCUUCAUAUUUCCACACUUUUGGUGUUGAGAGAAAAGAGAGGUGACUCCCUCCACUCCACCUCCUCAAGCGGGAGGCUUCUGGAAAUAUAACCAACAGAAGACAACAAACUUUUCUAAUGUAUUUAUAGGUAUAUUUCUUUUGUGUUUCUCAAAACUUCAGUUUUAGCUGUAGGCGUCUUAGCUGGGCCCCGUUCAUAGAAUGUAGCAGUCUGCACCCAUUAGUUUCUAGAACUUUCAAGAAACUUUCUUUCCAGAUACCAAUAGAUUAAUUUGUUCCUUAUUUUUAACGUGAUUGCACAAAGUGGUUAUAAUAACAUAGGCAUGUACAAUUUGAUUGUCUGUGUGUGUGUAUGUGUGUGUGUGUGUGCGUGCGUGCGUGCGUGCGUGCUACUGUCAGCCAUGUGUGUAGUCCAACUCCUAUAGGUUUUGUUCCCUCGUAGUGCCUUACAGUUGUAACAAGACAGUUUACUCCACUUGGAAAACCACGCAAGACAAAAAAAGUUGUGUUGUCCUGCUUUGAUAGGCUUGUGAUGGGACACCGUAGCGCUCUUCCAGGUUUAGGGUUUGCUCCCAUUGCUUCUGCGUGGUCCUUAAAGGGAGCGUAGAUGACGAUUCAUGUCAUCAGGUUGAUGAAGCUGAGUCUCUUCUAUCAUGUGUGCAUGAGGUAACUUGUCAGGGGUACUGACCAAAGUCAUGAAUAUUCAUGAUAAUUCUUAUUCCGGACUCGCUCUGGAUUGAAAUACAAAUAACGUACGUGGUGUAGAUGUAUCAGCGUGAAUUUAGGCGGUUGUUGUGCACUGUAAUUUAAAAAAAGAAGAAGAAAAAAACAACAAAAAAACAUUUAUACAUUGGUUUUAUUUGCUAACCCUAACUGCUUGAAUCUAACCCUGGCCAAAUAUUGCAUAAAAGUGAUUUUAUUUCUUGUGGAAUGAGUAUCUUUUAGCUGGAAAUGACACAAGAAGAGACUUUAAUUACAAAUAUUUGCCAUUCACGUGUAAUAACCCUAACAGUUCUGAGGAAAGAUGUUUUGUACCAUUCCAUAGGAUCUUGGUUUGUUCUUACAUUAUCUGGAACAUUCUAAUCAAUGAUCAAUUUUGAACAUUGGAUAUGCUUUGUGUUGUUGUUAUUUUGAUUAUUGUUGUCAGCCAGGAUACAUUUGUACUUAAUAAUUAACAAUUAGGAAUCAUUAUCAGGGAUAUCAGUGAUUUUUUUUUUUUUUUAAUGUUGUUUUUGUGUUUGCUUUUUUCAUUAACAUUUCUGUGUCAUGUUUGUGUUAUUUCCAGCCAAAAGACUCAGUGUGCCAUUGUGGCAAAAUAUAGUCUGUCGUGUUUCUGUGCGGCAAGAUGUCAUUUUUCUGAAGUGCAUCACUGCAAGGGAUGAAUACUCUGCUUCGUUUUUUUGUAUUUUCUACAAAAUCUUUGUGAGAACACAGUGUCUGUGACACCUAAAAUGUGCUUACUUCUUUUAAUUCAAACAAGACUAUUGAUAACGUUUCUUGUGUUUGCUGAAUAGGUCGCAGUUAAGACACCAGAGGUCGCUCCGGGUUUUAAAGCUAGUCGCAGAGGGGCCUGACAGAAAGUGAUUGUGCCAUGGUUUUGGGGCGAGAUUGUGCAGGGUGAGAUGAUACAGUCAUCUCAGCUGCAGCCAAGAUAUGAAGUGUGGAAAGGUACGACAGAGACACAAGUGAAAGGUCGGGGGUCGCUGGUUGAAAAGCACUGGUUCUGUUUAGAUAGAGAGUGAAGGCAACUCUAUCUUUGGGACUCUACAACGAUAACAAGUUGGCACUGAGCAGGUUGAUAGUAACACUGAGGCCGAGUGGUUUUUGGUAGGAGCACAUUUGAAGCCACAUGAAUCCUUUUACUGCUGUCAUUGUUACAUUUUCCAGCAAGAUUAUAGGACAGUAUUGCCACAAGGGUGGCAUAGCCCUAGAAGGGCCAAGUUGAAACGAGCUCAGUUCAAAGCAGGAACACCACCAAGCCGAAUGGGAUAAACGCGUAGAGAAUCAAUAGGGCUGUCGCUUGUGUUUGCUGCUUUAUUUAACUUUUAUUUCUCAUAGCUAACAAUACAUACAGUACACAGUGACCACAUGAGAACUAUUGCUGGUUUAGUGGAAGCCUUCCCUUCCCCUUCAUGCCAUAGUACAUUUGAAGUGAUUGUUCUUUUGUUGUUUUUUAACAUGGCUGUACACGUUUGUUUUGAUUAGAGAUUGUUGCAAUAAUUCUUGUGGAUGUUCUAUCAGAAUGUGUGUGUUUCCGUUACAUGUCACGCUAACUUCUGCUAUAUUUAGUAUUCAGUGGAUGUGUGAUUAAAGUGUGUCGAUGAUCUAAUAGGACCCGAUAUGGGAUAUUUGUAUUUUGAGGGCCACUCUUGGUGUCACAUGUAAACCAUUGUUUUAAGAAACCUUUCUUUCAUCUUGUACUUGUUUCCACAAAAUUCUUCUCAGACUCCGUUGGUCCCGGUAUGCAAGCAACGUUGCUGGUUACAUCUUAACCAUUUGUUAAUGUAUUACGGCAUUCUCUGUUCAUAUUUGUCAUAACAUCAACUUAAGGCCAUUUGGGCCGAAGCACACACGCAGAAGGGAGAUUCGUUGAAAUUGUUAUGAGACAGACUACUGAAACAUUCCACAGCUUGUGGGAAUGAAGCAUUUGUAUGCUAGACUGCUGUACACCCCCCCCCCCCCCCCCCCCCGCAACCCCACCCACCCACCUUCAUGUCACUCUUAAAGACGUUUUGCUUCUCGCACCAAAGACAUCACAUUGGCCAUGUGUAAGCACAGCCACUGCAAGACACUGAUUUCCUGUUGAAAUGCUUUACAAGUGCUUUUAUGGACAUUUCAACUCCCCCACCCCCAAACAAAUGCACAUGUGCAUAAAAUGCGAUAAACAUUAUAAGUUAAUGUUGCCACAGUGGCAACAUCAUCAGUUGUAAGUUUUGUUUUUUGUUUUAAUUUAUUUAGCAUUUUGGCCCCCCCAAAUAUCUAAAUUGAGUUACGAAUCUAGCCUUUCUCCAAAAGUGCUUAUUUACUUUUUGUUGCAGAAUUUUGUACAAAUUUAAAAAGUAUGUCUGCCAUGGAGUACAAUGGAGGAACUCAAUUAAUUAGAAAAUAAAGAAAUAACCAACAAUACCUUUAAAGGCAUGAGCACGUGCACAACAUGAAUGUGAUGUCACAUUUGACAUCCGAAAGAGCUUUGGAUAUUUAUGUCCAUUUUGCAAUAAUGAUACACAAAAUCUCUAGCAAGAACACAUUUGUGAGAUGUGUAAAAUGUCCCUAUCCUUGUGAUUAGAGGUUCUAUAUUUUCUCAAAUUCUAUAGCCAGCUAAGACAUUGUGGAAAAUAGCUUAGUGUAUGAUGCUGUUGUCUGUCAUUUUGUUUCACAUAACCAAUGUUUUGUGUUUUACUUAAAAAAAAAAAAAAAAAGGUGGGUGUCAGGAAAGCGAGCAUCGACGUAGAUUGAGUGACCUUAUGAUUACCAAAAUGUACUUAAGUGGGGUGCAAAUGUUUUGUGUUGUUAAAGUGAGCAUAGUCCUGUUUUUUCUUUGUUUUGUUUUUCGUACUGCCUUCAAAAUAACCAACAAUACCUCCAAAGCUUUUAAGUGUCAUUUAAAUUCGAGAAACUUGUAUAGAAGGCAGUAUUUCACUCUUUUAACAUUGACUUACUCCCAUUAAGUGUGUCAAAAAGUGCUUAUGUAAAGGUUUGGGGAAUCACUGAGAAACAUUCCAGUGGGUAUGGCAUAUGUAACACAAUUUACAUGAUCAUUUAAAUUGGGAAAAGUGGGAAAUCCUGCAAUUUUAAAUGUUUCUUUUUUUUAAGAACUAGAAUGUUUUUUUGUUUUUUUAUUAUUAUUAUUCUAUUAAUGAGGUCUGCUUUUUGGCCCAUUUGGUUUAUCAUUAAUGAUGUGUGUCAUGUGAUCACAGUAAUUACCAAAACAAAUACAAAUCAGUUUCCAUGCAAGUAUUGUAUUCCCAUUUAAAUACUGUUCAUGCAAACCUUUGUCAGAAUAGACCUCUCAUUUGUUUCCGAGUAUGUUGUGUGGAUUGGUAGUAAUCUGCAAAAGAAAAAAAAAAAAAAGAUGAUAGCUGUCAUGUUUAAAAAUAAAAGCACCAAAGCUAAGUUUUCUGUGAAAUUUUCCCAAUUAUGCCCCAAAAUCCAACUGGAGGUACAUUUAUUGUUAUUUGAGAAAAAUGAUACAAAUUCCAAGCGCUGUUUCAUACAAUUCCGAAUAAGCGAGUCAAACAACAAUACUGCAAUCAUAUUUGUUUAUUUUCUGAAAGCAUUAGACUCCUUUUUGUCCAAUAAUCUAAAUAAUUAUGUUUAGAAGCUCAUGUGUGGUGAAGUGUCUCUUUUUGUCUUUUUUAAUUGAAUUUUCUUUUUUUUUAUUUCUCAAUUGGGAUACGACGUCAUUAUUUUUCAUGAUCAUUAUUAUUAUCUGUUGAUGUAGUGUUCUGUGUACGCCCUGUUCUCUUGCCUGUUCUAAUUGUGUUAUUAGGAUGGAUACUUUACUGGCUUUAUAGACUGUUUAAAUGAAUGCAAUGACAGUUCGAAGGCUUACCGGUAAUUAAAACACCCUAACCAUUUGCUACUAAGCGCUUGUGUUACUAUUAUGAUAUCGUGUGCUUCUCUUAAUCAUUUUCGUUGUAGAAAAAUGGAGUGAAUUUCUAUUUGGCUGUGGGAAACUAAUUAUAUCGUCAUGAAUUGACUGGAUCAUGCUCGACAAUAAGCAGCUUGGUCAGGUAGAAGUCUUUAACUCUUUGAAUUGUUCUCUUUACUAACAGUAGGGUGAAAGGGGGGGGGGGGGGCACGCAAUCUGGUAAACUAUGUUAUAGCUUGUUAUUCACUGUUACUUUUGAUCAUUUUUUCGGUCUCCGAGGUGAAUCGAGUUAUUAAUGACAAUUUGUAUGCUCACAUAUGCAUAUUGUAUAUGUGUAGAAAUGUAAUCACACUUUGUCUUGGAUUUACAAUAAACUGUUAAGUCACAUGA